Chelonia mydas (Green sea turtle) is the source of this 3952-nucleotide messenger RNA. It is a transcript of the gene LINS1, whose product is annotated as lines homolog 1. The record is from RefSeq and is a predicted model, not a curated record. The transcript is spliced from 8 exons. NCBI's taxonomy places the organism in Eukaryota, Metazoa, Chordata, Testudines, Cheloniidae. Bases 1316 to 3637 code for a protein of 773 amino acids.
GUAAAGCUUGGUGGGGCUUUGCGACCGCUACCGGCAAGGAUUGGUUGCGCUCGAGUUUGUCCUGGGAGAAGUGGGCCCUGCCGCGCCCCGUCUCCAGGGGCGGAUCAAAAUGUGUCUUCUGAUAGCCUGCCUUCCUCUUUGCCUUCAUCAGUUCCAGUGAGCACUUGAAUCCUGCCCUCACUAAUAUCUCUGAACUCCAGAAGAAUCUACAUAAUAAGAACAGUUAAGUUAGCUUGUUUUUAAUACAACUCUUUGGUAAUGCUUUUAAUGUUUGGCCAUUUAAAAAUAUUUUGGUGCCAAUCCUGCAAAAAAUUGCACAGUUAUGAGCAAGUACUUUUAAUAAACUUAAGUUUGAAGCCUUCAUUCUGCAAACACAUUUAUGCAGGUAGAUCUUGAUGCUGAUGUAUAGUUCCACUGACUUCACUGGGACUCUGUACAGGUUCAAGGGUCUGCUCACCUGGAUCCAUUUACAGAAUUGGGGCCUUAUUUUCUUUAGUUAAAAUCCAAUGUGGAUACACUGUUUUCCUUUUCUGAGUUUUGCUCGUCCACCAACCAAGCAGUUUAAAACUCGGUACAGUGAAUUUGCUUUAAAAGGGAAGUAGAUCAGUUGUUGGGACGUCUGUAGCCAUAAAAGAAUAUGCAAAUUUGUAUAUGUUUAGUCAGAACAAGCUAUGGUUGAAUAUCCAUGGAAUACAAGUUUCGAAAAGAAGGUUGUAUACAUUUUCUCCAGUGGACAAACAUCAAGACAUACUGGCUAUGUAUCUUUACUCAGUUCUUUUAUAAAAAAAAAAAAAAAAAAAAUACUUAUUCAUUGCUGGCAAAACCCAGGAUGUUGUAGGAAAGAGUGCUGGCAGUGCAGUAGAUGGCACUGUUCUCUCAAGUCUGAAUCGGUGCCCCAACAUGAUGAUAGAAGGCACUGUUUGUCGCUGGAGCUUUUUCAUGUGAGACUUUAAACUGAGGUCUUGAUAAUUCAGAAUGGCAUGGUAUUUUUGCAUGGUCUGGUCACAUUGACUCUGUAACUUCACCCUGCCUGCCUAAAAUUCCUCUGACGUUUAAAUGAUCACAGUAUUUUUCACUUUCUAUCCCAUUUCAGAAGUAUUGCUAUGCACCCAGUCCCGCAUGACUCCAUCCAAAUGGCUUCAUUUCAGAGGUUGGCAGGAUUCCUGGAUUUGUGAUACCGUAGAAGAAAUGCCUCUAUAAAGCUACAAAUCCAUUUCUUUAAUUGGACAGAAGUAAUUUAAGAAGUGACCCAUAAUCCCCACAAGUAAUAAGUGAAGGCGUAAGACAUUCUCCAAAACAUAAUUUUUCCCCCAAAAUGGGAGAUCUGUCUCCUCUCCAGGAGCUGCAUAGGGAUGUGCUGAUAGGCACUUCUUUAACAAAGGACAGCCAUGAUUAUGCCUUUUUCCUCAAUCCGCAUGUUUCACCACAAGAUUCAUCCACAAGAGUUAAUGAGUCACAUAAUCAAAUAUGCCUAGAAUCUCCUAACUGGGGCACUUGGAGCCAUCAGGACUCUGCUGUUUCAGAUGCUCUUGCCCUUGUGACAGAUGAUAAAUCUGGUAGCUUUGCAAACACGAACUCUUCAAUGUUCUGUUCACGGGAAAUGAUACUGCUCCAGUUAACCUUGAUCAAGAUGAUGAUUGCCAAAGUACAGUCCCAGGAAACUGAAUUCAGCAUAAGACAGAAGUACCUUGAUAUAAUUACAAUUCUUCUGAAAGAGACAAAAAUUGAUUCAAAAUUAAUUUGUCUAUGCAAUACUUCUGAUAAGCUGUUGUCUCACAUGGCUUCAAAAAGUAUAGCCUCCCUUGUGUAUUUCCAACUAAAGAAAGAGAAUACGUUUAAUGUCACCUGGCUCACUUUUUGUUUGAAGACUCUGUCAGAAUUCCCUAAGAGUGAUCAAGUAGCAGAAUGUCUAUGGAUUCUUAGAGCUAUUAUUAGAGACAUUUUGAAAGAUAAAGAUUUGCACAAAGCAGAUAUACUGAAGAAUGUUUUCACUCCUCUUGAUACUGUACUUGAAGGAUUUUACAAUUCCAUUUUGUCUCAUCAUUGUAACGGCUGCCAAGGUACUUCAUUAUAUUCUAAAGCUGCAAACAACUUGAUCGAAUUCAUAGAUUUUCUUGACGUUCUCGUCACCUCAAGAAUCCAACUAGAGUCACAUUUCAAAUGCCAAAGAAUUUUAUUUUUGAAUACUUCUUACAUCUUGGACCUCACUUAUUCAUCAGUUCAUUAUUUAAUCAAGAAGAAGUCCAUUAUGCUCCUUAAAAAAUGCAUCCUUUAUAAAGCUGGUGAAGAUUUCGUAAGUGGAUCAUUACCCACUUUAUCCUUACAGGAUCCUUAUUUGAAUAAGGAUAUGUUAGCACUGGCUAAUGUUGUCUUGCAAGCUGUGAAUUUGGGGUGGCUGAAUCAAAUACCUGUUUCUGAAAAAGCCAGCUAUUUUGGAGGCAGUGAAGCUCAACCUGAGGAUGGCAUCCACAGUGGUCCUGACCAAGUAAUCCUCAGAGCCUUGAGUUUGGUUUUACUUAAAGCUUUAGAGAUCAAGGUCCAGAACUCUACUAAAGCAGCUGAAAUAAAAGCAGACUUGCAGAGUUUCAUGUCCCAGUUAUUGAUAUUCUUGAAGAAACAUCUGAAGUCUUCUCAGCAUUUUCAUCCAAAUGUACAUCCUUGUGAGUGGCUUUCCAUGGUCUUUAUAGAACAAGAUGAUGACAUGCUGGAAGCUGCUAAAUCAUUGCUAACAGUUUAUUUAAAGUUUGAUAGAUUAUGGCAUGAUGAUGCUGGUAACUUGUGCAUUGAAGCGGAAGAAGACGAAACCUGGAUCUACCUGACACAUGAGAGCGGCUGUAAUCCUCACUGUAUCUUUUUAUUUUUCCUAAAAAGCAUUGCGUUUGAUUCCACAGUUCUUCUUGACUUUUUGAUUUCAUCAGAAACCUGCUUCCUUGAGUAUUUUGUAAGAUACUUAAAACUUCUUAGAGAAGACUGGCAUCAUUUUGUCAACAUAUCUAACUGCUUUGAUAUUGCGUCUAAAAGAGGUGUGUGUGUUUCUUUUGUCACCUCAUCCCAUCAAGAAAAAAAAACCUGCCUGACAGAUGAGAGUUUGGAAAAUGCUUGUAGUGAUCCAGUACAACACACUCUGGUAUCUUUGGCUUCUUCCCAGAAGCCUUCUGUGCCAAUGGAACAGCAAGGUGAUGACCAAGUUGUAAAACCCAACAAGCCUAACUCAUUGAUAAGGACUGAUAACACAUCUGCGUUGGAUUGCCUUCAAAGCCUUGUUAAUUAUGACAGUUCAGAAGAUUCUGAAUUGGAGUCAGUUGGAAAGGAGUGUUUGGCAAACAUGAAGCAGAUGCCUUCAAAUAAUCAAGGCAGUACAAAGAUAAGGGAAACUGUUUGUAUGGAUGCAGAUGACAAACCCCAUACACUUGAACCUAAAGUGUUACCCCUGAAACAAAAAAGUUCUAAUCCCUCGUCACUCAUGGUAUGUAAUAUGUCCCCAAAUAUCCCUGUGCCUGUAGAAAGAAUGCUUCUCAAAUCAAUGACAUGUUUGGAAGAACUGCAAAAAGCAAUUUCUAGGUUACAGAGAAGAAACCUUUUCCCAUACAACCCAGCUGCAUUGUUGAAACUGUUGAGACAAUCAAUAAAAGCAUGAAUCCACUAUAAGGCAAUGAAGUGCUAUUGUUGACAUUUUGAAGUGAUUUCACACUAGUAUGUGAUGGAAUGUUUCCAUAAGACGAGUGUACAUGCUCAAAGAUACAUUCCUUUUGGACCAAGCAGGCUAAACUGGCUGCCAACUGACACUUUGAAAAGACAAAUCUGCAGCAGCAUUUAAGAAUUCAACCUGUUUCAUGGUCCCAAACUUAUUCAUGGUACGUAUGACAGAGUGAGGGUGAGUUACUGGGUAUUAGCAAAUUUAACAAUAAAUUGAUUAUUCACAUAAAGACAUAAUAAAGUACUUUCACCUGAA